AUAUUUUGAUUAAAAAGAUCCAGUAUGAGUGGUGUGGUUACCCUUGUUGUUGACUCCCAACCAUUGUCCGUUUUUUGUCAUAUGGGAAAUUUUGGGUGUGGAGACGGAGGAUGGACGCCAGUCAUGAAGAUUGACGGCAGAGAGACCACCUUCCAUUAUGAGGCGCAUUAUUGGACAAAUUACGAUGAAUUCAACCUUCUCGGUGGAGAGACUGGGUUUGACGAGCAAGAAUCAAAGCUACCCACCUACUGGAACACAUCAUUCUCCAAGAUCUGUCUCGGAAUGAAGAUCAACCAACAGCUCAGGUUUAUUGUCAUCAGUAAGUUGGCUGACUCUCUGCACUCACUAAUUGCUGAUGGCCAAUACCGCAACACCUCACUGGGUCGUGACGGGUGGAAAAAGUUGAUUGGCAGCAACGCCUCUUUACAGCGCAACUGUAACAAGGAAGGAUUCAAUGCUGUUGGUGAUCGUGAUCUUGCUAAAGUCAGAAUUGGUAUUGUUAGCAAUAACCAAAACGACUGCUACUCGUGCAACUCUUUGAUUGGAUUUGGUACAGGAAGUCAUCCAAAAGGCGCAAAAUCUUGCGGAAACGAGGCACUCCAUGAUAAGUUAGAUGAUGGAGGGAAUAGUAUCAAAGCCAUGGGGUACAUAUUGGUGCAAUAAAACCAAAUGCUGAGGACUAAGUCCGUAAAUAACGUUUGUUUCACCUUGGGGACGUCUUAUUGCGACAAAACAUUUUGGGCAACGGUCGU
Molecule: messenger RNA, 752 nt
Organism: Pocillopora damicornis (cauliflower coral)
Lineage: Eukaryota; Metazoa; Cnidaria; Anthozoa; Scleractinia; Pocilloporidae
Product: putative skeletal organic matrix protein 5
Source: RefSeq, a predicted model, not a curated record